AUGUGGCACAGAAACACGUGGAUUAACAGCAUCAAGUCCAAGAUACCGGACUGGGACGAACGCGAGUCAAUGAUCUACAGCAAGCUGUAUUCGACCGGCUUCUUUGUGCACGGCACCCAAAGGCAAGGACCGCCAUUCCUCCGGUUUGUCAAGUACGUGAUACCCGCACUUGUAGAGGCAGACACGUCCGACACCGAGACAAUGGACCGGAUCGAGGCUAUGGUGGCCUUCAUGGACCGCGCCAAAGAGUUUAACAAGCAACGAGCUCUCGAGCAGCCCAAGGUGUGCAGUCACUUGCAGGCCUGGCUGAAGUCUCUUGGGAGACGGAUCCGCGAGUCUCUCCCGCUCAAGAAGCGCUGA
Phialemonium atrogriseum is the source of this 360-nucleotide messenger RNA. RefSeq lists its product as uncharacterized. The record is from RefSeq and is a predicted model, not a curated record. The transcript has a single exon. Bases 1 to 360 code for a protein of 119 amino acids. NCBI's taxonomy places the organism in Eukaryota, Fungi, Ascomycota, Sordariomycetes, Cephalothecales, Cephalothecaceae.